This is a messenger RNA of Chinchilla lanigera (long-tailed chinchilla), 1171 nucleotides long. RefSeq names its product solute carrier family 25 (pyrimidine nucleotide carrier), member 33 (gene Slc25a33). Gene Ontology annotation, biological process: pyrimidine nucleotide import into mitochondrion. Gene Ontology annotation, molecular function: pyrimidine nucleotide transmembrane transporter activity. The record is from RefSeq and is a predicted model, not a curated record. Gene Ontology annotation, cellular component: mitochondrion. NCBI's taxonomy places the organism in Eukaryota, Metazoa, Chordata, Mammalia, Rodentia, Chinchillidae.
GUGUGGGGGCACAGUCGGUGCUAUCUUCACGUGUCCACUGGAAGUCAUCAAGACCAGGCUGCAGUCCUCGCGGUUGGCUCUGCGGACCGUCUAUUACCCGCAGGUUCACCUGGGGACCAUCAGUGGUACCGGGGUGGUGAGACCAGCCUCCGUGACGCCGGGCCUCUUGCAGCUUCUCAAGUCAAUCAUGGAGAAGGAGGGACCAAAGUCACUUUUUAGAGGCUUGGGUCCAAACUUGGUCGGAGUUGCACCCUCAAGGGCUGUGUACUUUGCAUGUUACUCCAAAGCCAAAGAGCAAUUUAACGGCAUUUUCGUGCCUAACAGCAAUAUUGUGCAUAUUUUCUCCGCUGGUUCUGCAGCUUUUGUCACAAAUUCCUUAAUGAACCCUAUAUGGAUGGUCAAGACCCGGAUGCAGCUAGAGCGGAAAGUGCGGGGCUCCAAGCAGAUGAACACACUCCAGUGUGCGCGGUACGUGUACCAGACCGAGGGUGUCCGAGGCUUCUACCGAGGGCUGACCGCCUCCUACGCCGGGAUCUCGGAAACCAUCAUCUGUUUCGCUAUUUAUGAGAGCUUGAAGAAGUACCUGAAAGCAGCUCCACUGGCUUCUCCCGCAAAUGGAACUGAGAAAAAUUCCACGAGUUUUUUAGGACUCAUGGCAGCUGCUGCUCUUUCUAAGGGAUGUGCCUCCUGCAUUGCUUAUCCGCACGAGGUGAUAAGGACGCGGCUCCGGGAGGAGGGCACAAAGUAUAAGUCCUUCGUGCAGACGGCGCGCCUGGUGUUCCGUGAGGAAGGCUACCUGGCCUUCUACAGAGGGCUGUUCGCCCAGCUCGUGCGGCAGAUCCCGAACACGGCCAUCGUGCUGUCCACCUACGAGCUCAUCGUGUACCUGUUGGAGGACCAUGCGCAGUAGCAGCCACACACUGUGCUUAGAAUAAAACUGAGAAACUCCAAGAUCUUUGUUCCGUUGCUGUGUAGCGUGUCCAAGGCGGACACAGGAGAGGCCAUAGCGUGUCUGGUUCGUGUCACCGUGGUGGACAUUUCCUUUUGGAUUCGUGCUUUCUGGAAGGUUUGAAUUCAUUAACGUUAAUAGUUAAUUAUAACUUUUUUUUUUAACUUAAGAGGAUUCAGGAUUACGCAGCAACUAAAUUAAAUCAUGCUAUUUAAUUAAGUA